AUGGGAUUGGCGCGAUUCGGCUGUGGAGAUAAAUGGUGGCAAGGAUUUAGGACCAGAAAUAAUUUAUCUUUCAGAAAAAUCAAUGCCUCAAGCAUUAAGCCAAUCGAAAAAGAGGCAGAACUUGUCAGGCAAUACCUAGAUGAUUUAGCGUCAUUGCUUCCUCAAUUCGUUCCAUCUAACAUUUACAAUUUCGAUGAAACGAGAUUUGAUUGAGAUGUAAAAAGCAAGUUCACUUAUGAUUUCAAGGGAACUCAACGAAUUCUAGGCCUUCAAUCAGCUAAAAUGAACCAUUUUAUCACUGUUAUGCUUAUGAUUAGAGCUGAUGGAGAAAAAAAUGCCUGCUUGCUCAUUUUUCAAGAGAAAAAUGGCCAGAUCCCGAACCUUGUAAGAGAAAGACUGAAUAUUCCAGAAAAUGUCAUCAUAAAAUCAAAUAAAUCUGGCUACAUUUCUGACCAGAUUCUUAAUGACUACCUCAGAACAAUAUUGAGACGAGAAAACCAACUGCUGAUUUAUGAUCAGGCUGGAAGUCAUAAAACUAUCAUGAUUUCUAAUGCAAUUUCAGAUUUAGAUGCAACCAAAAUUGUGAUCCCUGGAGGGUGCACAAAGUAUUUGCAACCACUUGACGCACUGGUAAUUGCAAAUUUCAAAUCAAAAACAACAGAUUUCAGAAUCAAAUUCCAAACAGAGCAGAUUGAAAGAAGAUCGAAAAGAACUGGAAACCUCAAAGCUCUUGAUCGCCAGCAACUGAUAAACAUUGCUUCAAAGGCGUGAGAUGCUGUAAGCCCUCAACUUGUCAGAAAAUCAUUUGAGUUGACGGGUUCUUAUGGCGUUAAUCAUCCAAAGAUUUUCAGCCAUCAAGUUAAUAUGAAGAAGUUAAUUAUCUAA
This is a messenger RNA of Blepharisma stoltei, 885 nucleotides long. NCBI's taxonomy places the organism in Eukaryota, Ciliophora, Heterotrichea, Heterotrichida, Blepharismidae. The record is from the annotation of a GenBank genome assembly.